Darwinula stevensoni is the source of this 1691-nucleotide messenger RNA. Lineage: Eukaryota; Metazoa; Arthropoda; Ostracoda; Podocopida; Darwinulidae. The record is from the annotation of a GenBank genome assembly.
GAUCAUUGUAGAACCAGAGUGCUGGGAUGGGUGUGAUUCCCAAAUCAUUAGGCCUGCCAAUGGCUAUUGGCAUGGGCCUCAGCAUGCUGAUGGUAGUGGACUUUUGUGGAGCACCUCCUGUGAAUGUGAAGAAGAACAGCACCCAGGAUGAGGCUGUGAAGCAUGACCCAAAUGAUACUUCAGGAUGGGACAAAAUGGAGUUGGAAUACCAACGAUAUCUACAAGAAGUGGUUAAUGCAUUGGAAAGUGAUGCUGACUUCCGAAAGAAGUUGGAGGAAGCCCAUGUUGAUGACAUUCGUAGUGGGAAAAUUGCAGAUCAGCUGAAUUUAGUUGGGCAUAAUGUGAGAACAAAACUGGAUGAGAUCAAACGGACAGAAAUGGAGCGGCUUCGCCACCUGGCCAUGCAAGAAUACGAACAGAAGAAUGGAAUCAAUCGAAGUUCCUUCAAGAUCCCUGUGCACUUAGAUCUGAGAAAUCCCAAACAAUUUGGUGAGGAGGAUCUGCGAAAGUUGAUCUUGCAGACAACAAAGGACUUGGAGGAAGCAGACAAGCAAAGAAAAACAGAAUUCAAGAAGUAUGAAAUGGAGAAGGAAUACAAAAGGCGUAAAGAUGUUGAGAAGCUGCCAGAGGAAAAGAAGUUGGAAUUGGAGAAAAAGCAUGAAGAAGAACUGAAGAAACACAAGGAACACCCAAAGCUUCAUCAUCCAGGGAGUAAAGCGCAAUUGGAGGAAGUUUGGCAGGAACAAGAUCACUUGGAGAAGGGGGAGUUUAACCUCAAGACAUUUUUCCAUAUGCAUGACCUGGAUGGGAAUGGUUACCUUGACCCUGAUGAGGUCAAGCUCCUGUUCUUCAAUGAGGUGAAGAAGAUGUAUGACCCAAAUGCUCCAGAAGAUGAUGUCUAUGAGCGAGAUGAAGAGCUGGAGCGGAUGCGAGAACAUGUCUUCCAUGAGACUGAUGUGAACCGUGACAGUCUUAUCAGCCUAGAUGAAUUUAUCGAGCAGAGUAGAAAAUCAGAGUUUCAAGAAGAUCCUGGUUGGGUGGGCCUUGAUGAACAGGAUGUUUACAGUGAUGAUGAGUUUCAGACAUAUCAACGUGAGAUGGAGGAAUAUUAUCGGCAACACCCUAAUGCCAUCCCUCCUCAUGGUGUUCCCUAUGAACAUGUUCCAUAUGUUGAUGAGAGGGGGCAACCAAUAGGACCAGGGCAAUACCAGAUUCCUCAUGACCAGCGACAGUUUCAACAAGAUCCACGCCAAAGAGAGUUCCAAGCUUUGCCUCCACAAGGCCAAGGACAGUACCAGAUGCCUCCACCAGGCCAAGGACAGUACCAGAUGCCUCCACAAAAUCAAGGACAGUACCAGAUGCCUCCACAAAAUCAAGGACAGUACCAGAUGCCUCCACAAAAUCAAGGACAGUACCAGAUGCCUCCACAAAAUCAAGGACAGUACCAAGUUAGAGGGCAAAAUCAGGUUCCUUCACAGGGAAAGAAGCAGCUCAAUGAAGGUGAGCCACAAGUUCACCCUCAGGGGCAACAGCAAGGAGUGCCAUCACCACCAUCUCCUCCACCUGUCAAGACACUUGAAGGUAAUCAGGUUCCUAGCCAAGAUGCAAGCCAAGGUCAGCCAUUGGUUAAAGAACCAGGAGCCUCUCAAGAGCACAAAGAGGAAUCUCAGCCGAAACAAAACAAGGUUUAA